This is a messenger RNA of Cajanus cajan (pigeon pea), 1334 nucleotides long. Its product is annotated as mitogen-activated protein kinase kinase kinase 18. Gene Ontology annotation, biological process: signal transduction; protein phosphorylation. Gene Ontology annotation, molecular function: ATP binding; protein kinase activity. The record is from RefSeq and is a predicted model, not a curated record. Lineage: Eukaryota; Viridiplantae; Streptophyta; Magnoliopsida; Fabales; Fabaceae.
UAUAAAGGCCGCAAUUACAAACCAAAGACUCUGCACUCUGAGACAGAGCCUUCACACAAAACAUGGAGAUGGAGUGGACUAGAGGCUUCAUCAUAGGGCGUGGCUCAUCAGCCACCGUCUACACUGCCACCUCCUCCUACUCCUCCACUGUCGCCGCCGUCAAGUCGGCAGAGCUAUCACCAGCAAACUCAGAACAACUUCAGAGAGAACAGAGGAUCCUGUCUUCUCUGUUCUCUCCCCACAUAGUUACCUACAAAGGGUGUAACAUUACAAGAGAAAACAACAACCUAUGGUUCAACCUCUUCAUGGAGUACAUGCCCUUUGGUACCCUCAUGCAGGAAAGUCGCCGGCACGGUGGCCGGCUCACUGAGUCAGCAAUCGUGCGGUACACACGACAGGUCCUGCAGGGGCUAGAGUACUUGCACGACAAAGGUGUUGUGCAUUGCGAUAUCAAAGGUAGCAACAUUUUGAUUGGUAACGAUGGGGCCAAGAUUGGAGACUUUGGAUGUGCCAAGUUUGCAAAUGAGUCUCCGGUGGCGAUCGGCGGCACACCGAUGUUCAUGGCACCAGAGGUGGCGCGUGGGGAGGAGCAGGGGUACCCUGCUGAUGUGUGGGCACUUGGGUGCACUGUGGUUGAAAUGGCCACUGGGUUUGCACCUUGGCCUAAUGUGGAAGACCCUGUCACAGUGUUGUACCGUAUUGCAUAUUCCGAUGAGUUACCUAACAUUCCUUGUUUUCUGUCUGAGGAAGCAAAGGAUUUCUUGGGGAAGUGUUUUAAGAGGAAUCCUAACGAGAGAUGGAGUUGUAGUCAGCUUCUGAAGCAUCCGUUUCUUGGGGAAUUCAGUUCCAAUGAUAAGGAAAUUCAGGAACCAAAUUCAUGUUCUCCAACAAGUAUUCUUGAGCAGGGCUUUUGGAAUUCUAUGGAAGAGGCAGAGUCAGAGGUAGAGUGUGUAUCUUGCCAUUUGGUUCAUAAAAAUUUUGAGGAUUCUCCAAAUGGUAGGAUCGAAAGGUUAGCUUUGUGUUCAGGGGAUCCUCACAUUUGGGAAUCGGAUGGUGAGAAUUGGAUCACAACUAGGGGCAGUGAAGUAGGGACAUUAACUAGUAAUGGAUUGGAUUUGGAUGUUAAUAAUAGAAUUAGUGGUUACUUUUGUGAUGAUCAUAAAUGUAGGGAUGUAAGUGUUGUAGUUGACAGUCUCAAUUUUGAGAGAGGCAUUUCCAAGAUGUUUCUCCCUUCAACAUUGGAUUUUUUAUGAUUCAAUUAUAAGUGAACUUUUUUCCCCACAGUGUUGCAUUAUAUGCCAGCGUUUGCAGUUAUUGUCCAAUUUUCUUUCACG